AUGAACAUAUUCCCUACCCUCUGCCCCCCCUUCGUCACACUUACACUUUCUUGUCAUCUCACUCUUUCGCCCAUCCCACCCGUCAACAUCCGACACCACCAAAACUAUUUCCUCUUCACAGUCACGCAGCCUAACUCAUCAGGCAGGGCAGAUUCAUUGCGCUCUACACGUUCACUCUCUACACCCCAGAGGCAAACGGUGCGCGGCAGGCAAGGUUCAAGCAUCGAUACAGACGGAUAUCCCUACCCGUCCAGCAUUCUUGACUUGAACUGGCAUUUAUACUGGGUUUAG
This is a messenger RNA of Colletotrichum paranaense, 291 nucleotides long. RefSeq lists its product as uncharacterized. The transcript has a single exon. Bases 1 to 291 code for a protein of 96 amino acids. NCBI's taxonomy places the organism in Eukaryota, Fungi, Ascomycota, Sordariomycetes, Glomerellales, Glomerellaceae. The record is from RefSeq and is a predicted model, not a curated record.